This is a messenger RNA of Talaromyces rugulosus, 855 nucleotides long. RefSeq lists its product as uncharacterized. Lineage: Eukaryota; Fungi; Ascomycota; Eurotiomycetes; Eurotiales; Trichocomaceae. Bases 1 to 855 code for a protein of 284 amino acids. The transcript has a single exon. The record is from RefSeq and is a predicted model, not a curated record.
AUGCAGCCAACUUACCAUCUUCCCCCGAACUUUUCUACGCCGCCUCCUCCUACAGGGCCAUAUCACCUGGGGACCAUUAUCCGGGACGUCGAACACAAGAAACAGAUGUGCCCGCUUAACUCUGGCAAGGACAUGUAUGGUAAAGACAAACGAAUCAGAAUAGACACCGAUAUUCACCGGGACCACAAGGAUGGAGUCGAGCUCACCGGAUCCCAGCUGAAGAGCGGCGCGGUUGGCUUCUGGUCCAAAUUUAUGGGGUGUGGAAUCAACGGCGAGGCUAGCAUGACGGCCAACCGCAGCGAAACGGACACGUACAAAUUCAACAGUCUUGAUACAGAGUUUUUCUUCCCAACGAAAAGUUACAUCUCGCAGUGCAUGGAGCUCUCCGACGUCCAAGAAUACCUGGAGGUUACAGAGUACAAGAAGCCCGUGUAUCUCGUCACCGGGAUAAAGGUUGCCAAAGGGGUCUCUGUGCGGCAGGAGAGUGCUAUUAAAGUGGAGGGAAAACUGGGUCUGGGACUGAAUAUUCCUGUGGGAUCGAAUAUCCAAGUUGGCCCGAGAACGGAGGCCAAGGUCGAGAACAAAUCUGUAUCUGCCUUCGGGGAUUCCAGCGACAUUGUAGUUGGUAUUCAGUGUUUGAAGAUCCGUUAUAAGCAUAGCUGGUUUGGAAAAAGUCAGUGGCGAGUUGAAGAGGCUCACACCCGCGGCGCUACAUUUCUCUCCAGCGAUAACAGCAAACCACUGACGGAAGAGUUAGAUAAUUUCACCCUUGAGGGUGAGGUUGAGAAAUACCUUUACCACCAACCCACUGAGGAAGGUAAAGAGGAAGAGAUCUGGAAGCUUCCUGCAGAAUGA